ACUCAGGGAAGGUGAAGGAUUGUUAAAUAAAUGCGGCUAGGUAACAUGGGACAGCAAGUUAGCUAAGGUUACUGUGAAAAUAAGGGAAUAAUAUGUCUGUAUAGUGUUGGAAAAGGCACUACAAACCGCGUGGAGCAGCAUGCUGUGAGGGAUCGGCGUCUUCGGGUCCAGCAACAAUGUUGCCUUCAACAAGCACCUUGGUCAGGACUGCUGUCAGGCUGCUGCCACGGCGAAAGUGGAGUCCAGGAUCUGUCUGGUGUCCGUGUAGAAAUAUUUCUGUGAAACCAGGAGGUUUGAAACCAAAGACAGUCCCACCUCGGUAUCUGGGCCAACCCAGCCCUUACAGUCAUCCACACCUUAUAAAACAUGGUGAAGUGACCCCAGGCUUGAGUCAGACAGAAUAUGAACUCCGCAGACACAGACUGGCCUCACUUAUCGAGGCCCAAGCAGACAGGCUGGGACCAUCUGCGUCCUCAGGCACCCAUGUGGUGAUUGUUUUGUCCCAUCCAACCCGCUACAUGACAAAUGACAUCCCUUAUCCCUUCCACCAAAAUCAGGAUUUCCUCUACCUCAGUGGCAUCCUAGAGCCUGACAGUGCCUUGGUUCUUCAUGGGAGAGGGAGACCAGACCAGGCCAUUUUGUUUGUCCCCCGCAGAGACCCAGGGAGAGAGCUGUGGGAUGGGCCCCGGUCGGGGAAAGAUGGAGCAGCUGCUUUGACAGGCAUAGAGAGAGUGCACUGCACAGAAGAACUGGGUGUUGUGCUUAAGAGCCUUAAAGGCACUCUGGUGUGGUAUGAUAGUUCUCAGCCAGCCCACCCACGUCUCCACCAGACUCAUGUGAGUCCCAUGCUGGAGGUGGGUCCAAUGCCACGCUCCCUCAGACCUCUCAUACACUCUCUCAGGGCCCUCAAGAGCUCAGCAGAGGUGGCACUCAUGCAAGAAGCAGGUCACAUCACAGCACAGGCUUUUAGGAGGACAAUGGCACUCUCUCAAGGCGACAUAGAUGAAGCUGUGCUCUUUGCGAAAUUUGAUUUUGAGAAUCGGAUCCAUGGCGCCAACUUCCUGGCAUACCCACCUGUGGUUGCUGGAGGAAAUCGAGCAAAUACACUGCACUACAUAAACAACAACCAAAUUAUCAAGGACGGUGAAAUGGUGCUACUUGAUGGCGGUUGCGAAUACUUUGGUUACGUCAGUGAUAUCACUCGAACAUGGCCUGUGAAUGGGAAAUUCAGCCCUGCCCAGGCUGAGUUGUACGAAGCUGUCCUAGAGGUCCAGCGCUCCUGUUUGUCCCUGUGCUCCCCAGGCGUCAGUCUGGAUCACAUCUAUAGUACCAUGCUAGCUCUGUUGGGACGACAGUUAAGGCGCCUAGGUAUUCUCAUGGCCAGUACCACUGAUGCUGAUGCACUGAAGGCUGCACGGCGGUACUGCCCUCACCAUGUUGGUCAUUACCUGGGAAUGGAUGUCCAUGAUACCCCUGAAUUGUCUCGCUCACAACCUCUACAGCCAGGAAUGGCCAUCACUAUAGAACCAGGUUUGUACAUCUCCAAAGACAAUGACCAGGCCCCAAAGCAUUUCCGUGGCCUAGGGAUCAGGAUUGAGGAUGACGUGGUGAUCCGAGACAAAGGAGGCCCUCUGAUUCUGUCAUCUGAUGCACCAAAGACCAUCACUGAUGUAGAGAAGGCAUGUGCCCAGAGAUAGGACAAGUACACUUUGACCAAGUGAGGCCUGGCAUUAAUGGUAGAUGAUGUGCUCACACUACAGUGUUUGUCAAAUGUCUCCACAGUGAUGACAUCAUCAGGUUCAGGGUGCAGGUACACUAAAGGUAAAUUACAGGAUUUUCCUCUCGAUCUGAGUGAGGCAAUGAAAACUUAGAAAUCUCAUGUGGAAGAAUAUGGAUUUGAUAUAAUUUAAUAAUGUUUCCAACCCUAUGCACAGGUGUGAUAUGCUAUUUUUGCAUAUGCCUGUGUGCUUAUAUGAAGUUUGUGUUGGAGUUUGUGUUCUGAGUGUUGGCUGUUUUGUUGAUGUUGGUAGCCUCCAUUUCUGAGCUAGGGCUGAACACUGUUGUUACAGUAGAGGAGCAGCAGAGAUGCACUGAGACACUUGGUAGCGAGUAUAGGGGUUUUCAUAGAAAAUUCAAGUCCUCCACAUAAAAACUGGUGUAUAAACUGUUCACAGAAGGUACUUUUUUAAAGUACCUUGUAAUCUAUUAACACAAUAAAAAUGAAAAAGUGAUUAACAUAUGUACAUCUCUUUACAUGUGAUAUAAUGAUAGUGUCUGCUUUCAAAGAAGUGGAUUUUCUGCUGUGUGUAAUAAUUUCAAUAGUUUUCAGUACAAGCUCUUGUCAGUAAUAACUGAGUAAGACAUUGCUCAUGACACUACAUCGUCUUAAUAACAUCCAUAUUAGAGCAUCAGCAAAAUUCUAUUGAAGAAAACCAAACACAAACAUACGCCUUCACCCUGAUGGCCACAAAAAUCCCAUCUGUGGUACAAAUAGAUAUGAUGUUGUAUGUUUAAUCUAACUGUACAAAUCAAAAACCAGGCUGAUGAAGAGUCAGCAUCUUCACUUUAAACCCGUGUGCUCCAUGACAAUGUAAUGUGAAUCUCAGACACAAAAAUACUGCACUGAUAUUAUUCUCUAAUCAUAUUUUCACUCCUGAAAGUCUGAUGUUUUUGCUUUCACACAUAAACUUUGGUUAGCAGACUAAUACGCCCAACUGUCAACUUCUACAUGUGCUUUAUCCCCCUUUAUAGACGACUGUGUGUCAGAAGGCAGUUUGUUGUUACAGUUUUUCUCAGUGGCUUUGGUACAUUUCUCGAAUUAUCCUCGACAUUUGCAAAACAGUAAGUGUGUUUCUCAAAACAAUUUGUACAAAUAGCAAAACACCAUGGAUUACCUGCAAAAGCCAGUCUCUUGCUCAAAAUCCUUUGUUCAUCUUUCAAAAGUAAAUAUCUGUGUCAAUGAACAUGUUAGUUCCAUCAGAAUGACAAGUCUUCGUGUCAUUGUGUACGGAUAAGACAGUCAAAUUGCUUUGUCAUGUUGUCAAUAUAACAGUGUACUCUGGAGGGAUGUUCUGAUGUAAACUAUGGCUAAAGUUUUAAUGACAAUUAUUGUAAAUUUUAAGUUACACCUUAGUGAAUGUGGGAGGUUGAUUGCAAGAAACUGGACAAGAUUCACAUUUACGCUCUUACUGUUUGUACUGUAAUUUGUUGACAGACCAUGUCAUUGCGCUACAGAAAGGAAAAGACAGCACUGUAUAGCAUGAAGGGAAAAAAAACUAAAGUAGAAAUGUGUACAUAGGACAAUCUCCUUAGGGAAAACAGUACAUGCAGUGCUGUAGGAAUUAGAGUGCAGUCUCCGUAUACCUCCUGACAUUCCUGUCUGUUAGGCCACAAAUUCUCAUCCGAAUAUCUUCUGUUUGUUAGAGAAAGUCAAGAUUCACCAGGGAGCAAUUUACCAAUUCAGGACAGAUUUAGAAAAAAAUGUCUAAUGGAAAUGUAUAGAAAUAGGCUUGACAUAUUAUGACAACUUGUUCAACCAUUUUGCCUGUAAAGACUCAUGCAGUGAACUAACGCCUAAAUGUUGUGGGGGUUGAGACUAUUCAACAGAGACCCAUUAUAAUACAUUUUGAUCAACAUGAGAAACAACUGAUAUUGUAGGAAACAGCAGAGAAUUGUACAUAAUCAUUUGCAUGGAUGUACCAAAGCAUUUGCAACUUGUUCAAAGAAAUGAGAAACUGCUUUUUUGAUGUGAACAAGUGACAUUGAUGUGAAGAUUGAACAAGUCGUUUUGAGAAUUUCAAUUCUGAUCUAAGAAAUGUACCAAAGCGACUGAGAAAAACUGUAAUUUACCUCACGUUUUACUUCUUUUGUUUGUCUUCUAUUGUUUUUGACAACCAUAGCUUUGCAUAUCGUCCUGUGAUAGAUCUAAAAGUCUAAAUUAUCCUACAAGUGUUUUCUGUACAGUGAACCACGGCUAAGUUUGAUCCAGACUGAGACCACAACCUUUGGGUGGACCAAACACCCCUUUUUGUCCACUCUGUGGCUGUGAGGUUUUGCACCUGUAAGUCCAGUUCAGAUCAGAAUGGAAAAUGGGAAAGUCCAGAGGUAGGUGUCAAAGUGUCCUAGAACAUCAAAUGUUGAAUAUGCACUCACUCCAGGGUGGUCGGCAAAGUCCAAAGUGUGUCUCUGACCAUCAUGUAUAUGCACAGAAAAAACAAAAUGAACAACAGCUGGAAUGAUAAGUUACAACGCUGCACUGAAAUGGCUUAAAAUGUGUCAACUGAUGUAAAAUUUCCUGUGUGUGUAUGUGUGUGAAAAUUUUAGGGGAAAAAAUGUGUUCAUAUACAAUAUAUUUUAAAGAUAUGGUUCUGUCUUUCAUAACAAAUAAAUGAUAUUGGUUUGAUUC
Molecule: messenger RNA, 4405 nt
Organism: Sphaeramia orbicularis (orbiculate cardinalfish)
Lineage: Eukaryota; Metazoa; Chordata; Actinopteri; Kurtiformes; Apogonidae
Gene: xpnpep3
Product: X-prolyl aminopeptidase 3, mitochondrial
Exons: 12
Coding region: 177-1697 (506 amino acids)
Biological process (GO): proteolysis
Cellular component (GO): mitochondrion
Molecular function (GO): metalloaminopeptidase activity; manganese ion binding
Source: RefSeq, a predicted model, not a curated record